AUGGCGUCAGAUGCCUUGCAGAGGGAGCUCCCACUUCGUCCUGAACCCUUUGAUUUCCAUGGAGUCUCAAUGACUAAAUAUUUAGUAGACAACUGGGAAAAUGUCCAAAACUUUGAGACGAGACCGGAUGAUAUACUCAUUGCAACAUACCCCAAAGCAGGGACCACAUGGGUCUCCUACAUCCUGGACCUGCUGUAUUUUGGUCAGACGAGUCCAGAGCGACAGAAAUCCAUCCCCAUCUAUGACAGAGUUCCUUUUUUGGAGUUCAUCGUCCCGAACUUCGUUUCAGGAAAAGACCAGGUAGACAAUCUUCCCACCACCCCUCGACUCAUCAAAACUCAUUUUCCAGUCCAGUUUGUGCCAAAGUCAUUUUGGGAAAAGAACUGUCGGGUUGUCUAUGUGGCCCGCAAUGCAAAGGACAACAUGGUGUCCUAUUUCUACUUUUCCUGCAUGACACUGUUCCUACCAGAACCUGGAGAUUGGAGCAGCUUCUUUCAGAAGUUCUUGGAGGGAAAGGUGUCAUAUGGUUCCUGGCACGACCACGUGAGCGGUUGGUGGCAAAAGAAACUGACCUAUCCAAACCUCCAUUACAUGUUUUAUGAAGAUUUAAGUGAGGACACUGGACGAGAAAUAGACAAACUCUGCUCCUUUCUCGGUUUGUCUCCGUCAGCUGAGCUCAAAGACAUGGUUGUGAACGGAGUGCAGUUUGAUAACAUGAAAAAUAAUCAGAUGGCAAAUUAUUCCACUUUCCCAGCCAUGGAUUUCAGGAUCUCUUCCUUCAUGAGAAAAGGGAAGGUUGGUGAUUGGAAAAAGCACUUGACUGUGGCCAAUAAUGAAGCUUUUGAUGACGACUACAAGAAAAAAAUGAAGGAUCCCACUCUGAAGUUUCGCACUGAAAUUUAA
Messenger RNA from Nematolebias whitei (Rio pearlfish), 903 nucleotides. Its product is annotated as cytosolic sulfotransferase 3-like. Gene Ontology annotation, biological process: sulfation. The transcript has 8 exons. The coding region runs from base 1 to 903 and encodes 300 amino acids. Gene Ontology annotation, cellular component: cytoplasm. The record is from RefSeq and is a predicted model, not a curated record. Gene Ontology annotation, molecular function: sulfotransferase activity. NCBI's taxonomy places the organism in Eukaryota, Metazoa, Chordata, Actinopteri, Cyprinodontiformes, Rivulidae.